Aegilops tauschii subsp. strangulata is the source of this 1228-nucleotide messenger RNA. RefSeq names its product transcription factor WRKY45-1. Gene Ontology annotation, biological process: regulation of DNA-templated transcription. Gene Ontology annotation, molecular function: DNA-binding transcription factor activity; sequence-specific DNA binding. NCBI's taxonomy places the organism in Eukaryota, Viridiplantae, Streptophyta, Magnoliopsida, Poales, Poaceae. The record is from RefSeq and is a predicted model, not a curated record.
GCCCUCUAAUAGCUCGUAAGCUAGCAUGGCAACUUGUGGCGGCGCGGGCGAUGACGGCGGGCGCUCACCGCUGGCGGUGGUCUACGACGAGCUGGUGGAGGUGCGCCAGCACGCGGCGACGCUGCAGACCAUGCUGCAGGGGUCGCCAAGAGUGUCGGACAUGGACGCGAGGGAGCUCGUGAAGGGGAUGAUGGCCAAGCUGUCCAGCGCUAUGUCGGUGCUGGGCACCACCAGCGGCGGUGUGGAGGCGUCUUCCGGGGCAGUCCGGGGACCAGGUCGGAGGAAGAAGAGGUCAGGCACGGCGUCCGGGCCGCACCGCGAGAGCACCUCCAGGAGAAGGUCGAAGAGCCCUUUCAUCAACAUGGUCACUGCUAGGACGCUCAACGAUGGCAAGACAUGGAGGAAGUAUGGCCAAAAAUAUAUUCAUGCCUCUACUAACCCGAGGAGCUACUACAGGUGCUCUCAUAAGCCAGACCAAGGCUGCCAGGCCACGAGGCAGGUCCAGGAAUCCGACUCCAACCCGUCGGAGUACAUCAUCAGCUACUACGGCCAGCACACCUGCAAGGACCCCUCCACGUUCCGAUCACUCGUCAUCCAAGGCGCCGCCGACGCUGCCCCGCCAGAAGACUGCUCAAACCUCAUCAGCUUCACAUCGAUCAAUGGCGCUUUUGCUCAUCGUGUCGUGAAAGAAGCGGUUGAUCUUCAUCCCAUACCUUACUCCCGCUUCUCCAACUACAGCUCCUCGCCGCCGGUGCAGGAGGGUAUGUCCAGCGGCUCGCUGUCGCCGGCUGGCCACGGGAAGUUCAUGCAGUACGCCGGUGGGCAGCUCGUCGACGUUAUUGGCCGAAGGACGCCGCCGUUAACCGUGGGAUCAGCGCCGGUGGAGUACUGGCCGGUCGUGGGGGUCGCCGACGACAUGGAUGCUGGCGCAGGCAUGGACAGCUUCCCUUCCUCGCCGAGCAGCCUCGGGUUCAUGUCAGGGGGGUCAUUUGGCAAUAAUAUUUACGACGACGACCUGUUCGGCUUCGAUUCCUGACCAAGGUCGUGUUCGUGUACCCAUGCAUAUGCAUGCAUGGGGUAGUAGUAAUAUUUUAUUAUGAAGGUAUAUUGUGUAUGCAUGUAUAUUGGGCAUGUGGAUAGAAGGUAAUAUGUACUGUAUUGGAUGUCAUGUGUAAAAGUAGUACUAGUACUAGGCAGAAUGUAAGUUUGCGAGUACGACCUUUAAAUU